Alternaria metachromatica is the source of this 1314-nucleotide messenger RNA. RefSeq lists its product as uncharacterized. Bases 1 to 1314 code for a protein of 437 amino acids. The record is from RefSeq and is a predicted model, not a curated record. The transcript has 2 exons. NCBI's taxonomy places the organism in Eukaryota, Fungi, Ascomycota, Dothideomycetes, Pleosporales, Pleosporaceae.
AUGUACACCGCAAUCCCUCUUACGGCCGUUGCUCCUCCCCGCCCCAGCCGCGAUGUACUGGAUUUCUUUCCGGUACUGUUGCCAUUUGUGACCCGCGAUGAAUGGCUCGAGAGACGCGCCGAGGAACUAUCAAUCGAAAAGAUCGACGCCGAUGAGAAACGCGUAGCGGCAGAAGAGAAACUUGCAGAGAUGACUCUGAAGAUCGACAAAGAAAGAGAAGAACUCAGAGAAGCGCGAAGGAUGCAGGCGACGCAGCUUCAGGUCAAAGACGAGGCAAUAUCUGAAAGAGAGGCCAAUCUGGCGCGACAAGAAGAAGAAGCCAAGGAACGUGGAUCAAGGCCGAGAUGGAUUCCACAUAACAACGGACCAGACUCAGAUCUCUACGAUGCUGUUUGGGCUUUGGGCGACAAAACGGAUAAGGCUAUGCGUGAUAUGAGAAACUUGGUGGCAGGGAAGAAUCGUGCCGAGCAGGCUUUCUCGAGGUGGGAGAAGACAUUCUGCCAGCAGAGUAUCAAGCUUGUUCAGCUCGACGAACGUUUGAGGAGUAAGCAAGACAAACAGAACCAGGAGAUCAAAGAGCAGGAAGCUAUGCUUGAAGCACGCGAAGGCGUAGUCACAGACACAGAGUCCAGACUGAAUAUGGCAAAGGAGUCCCUGGAGAAUGAUCGACAAGCCUUUUCUCUUGAACAAAGCCAAUGGCGAGAUGGACGUGCUAGGAAUCUCGAAGGCACCGACCUUGAAGUUGUACAACAGCUCUGGUUGCAGGCGAAAGAGGAGCAGAUCAUACCUGCACUUAGGGCUGAAGCGAGAAGCCUGGCAACCAUCGAAGUCGAAAAUCAACUGGAGCCAGUGCACCGAGCUGCAUGUGCGGAAGCAAAGAGCGAGGGCCAUACAGAAGGUAUGGCGGAGGCGUUGCAGGUUCUAGAAGAGCGGGAGCGAGCGGCGCACGAGGCGGGCUCGGCCAGCGGUCGUGAUGCUGGUAGAAUCGAAGGCCAUGGGACUGGUCGAUGUGAGGGAUAUGCUAUGGGCAGGUCUGAAGGCUCUAGAGAUGGAUAUGAGACUGGAAAAAACGAGGGCCGUGAGACUGGUCGAUCUGAAGGACACACCGCGGGCAGGGUUGAAGGAAGCACAGUAGCACAGCCUGUGCGAGAUGACUGCUACUAUCGGGGAUUCCACACAAGCAUGCUUGUAAUGGAAAAGCGAAAUCCUGGUAGGUACCAGCGUGAUCGCGACGGAAGAGAGCACCCAAAUCCGUCCCACGCGUACUGGAUUGGCAGGGCAGUAGCUCGAAACAUCAAACGACAUAACAGGUGA